AUGCAGUCGAAACCAUUAAAACAGGAAAAAUACUCUCUCUCUCGUCUUCCUCCUCCCCUCCGCCCCAACCCACAAGCUGCCAGGGUGAGUCCGCUCACUCUGGGAGCCCAGAAUGUUAGUUCCCUCUUAGACAAUACCAGGAGCAACCGGCCGGAACGGUGGACGGCGCUGGUCUCUCGAGAACUGGUUCUCUAUAAGGUGGACAUCGCCGUCCUCCGUGAAAUACGUUUCUCCGAACAGGGCCAAGUGGAGGAGGCGGGUGCCGGUUACACCUUCUAG
Spirometra erinaceieuropaei is the source of this 279-nucleotide messenger RNA. The record is from the annotation of a GenBank genome assembly. Lineage: Eukaryota; Metazoa; Platyhelminthes; Cestoda; Diphyllobothriidea; Diphyllobothriidae.